AUGGCUGAAGUUAAUUCUUCUCGACAUAUGACAUCUGUGGCAGGCAUUGCGGAGCCCCGAAGUCCCUCUCAUGACCGCUUCGAAAAGGAGAUGGCAGAAAUGAAUCUUACACCGAUGUCGAGAUCGCCCUCGGCCACGCUGCGCCUGAAUGAUCUGGGCAAGUCUCUGGAGUUACCUGCCUGGCUCAAGCGCAUCCGAGUUGGCACAGGAAUUUAUCGCGACGUCCGUUCGCGUGCUCCGUAUUACUUGAGCGACUGGACGGACGCAUGGAACUACCGCGUAGUUCCUGCAAUCGUGCUGAUAUUCUUCGCCAAUGUCCUCCCCGGCAUUGCAUUCUCUCUGGAUCUCAUCGAGACGACUGAGCAGUAUGGCGUUUCAGAGGUGCUCUUGUCGUCGUUCAUGGCCGCGUUCAUCUUUUCGAUAUUUGGGGCGCAGCCACUCUGCAUAGCAGGUGUUACGGGUCCCAUCACAGUGCUGAACAGGACCAUAUUCAAUAUCAUUGAGCGGCAGCCUGACCCUCCGAACUAUUUACAGUUUGUGGGGUGGGUGUACCUGUGGGGUGCCAUCCUUCACUGGAUCACAGCAGCCCUUAACUGGUGUAACUUCCUUCAAUAUGUUACCCUCUUCUCUUGUGAUACUUUUGGAUUUUAUGUGUCCUGGGUCUACUUGCAAUACGGCGUGCAAGUAGUCACACGACAGUUUCCUUCCCCAUCUAACGAUACAUCCACGCUUGACGGCGCCUUUGUCGGAAUUAUUCUCGCCCUGCUCAUGCUCGUCACCUCUUUUCUCUUCCGCUCGCUCUCUAAAUCUGCCUAUUUCCAUCGUCACGUCCGCCGUUUCUUUGCCGACUACGGAAUGCCUAUUUCACUCGUUGCAGCUUCGGGCAUGGCUUAUUGGGGACGCUUUGAUUCAGCAAGACCUAGUACGCUACCCACCGGAAGUCCGUUUAUGCCCGCUAACGGGCGUGAGUGGUUGGUGCGUUUUUGGCAGCUAGAUGGCAAAUGGGUCGGUAUCGCGUUCCCGUUUGGUGUCGUCCUUUGGGUGCUGUUCUUUUUCGAUCACAACGUUUCGUCGCUCAUGGCGCAAGGGACGGCAUUCCCGCUACGCAAACCUCCAGGUUUCCACUACGACUUUUUCCUUCUUGGGGUCACGACAUUCAUCGCCGGGCUGCUGGGACUCCCAGCACCAAAUGGCCUCAUUCCACAAGCUCCCAUUCACACGACUUCUCUACUAGUAAUGGGAUACCCUGAGAAGACGUCAGCCGAAGGAGACGUUGAAGGCCAGCCAAGGGCUUCGAAACACCAGGAAAAGCAACGUGCCGAUUAUCAAGGUGAAACAGAGAUGCAGCGAAUUCGAUCGCGCCGCUCGUUUUUAGAGUCCGAGCUUGAAUCGGACCCUGCACACGCUCGAGAGGGCGAGGGGAAGUUACACCGCCAGGAGAUCGCUCUUGCAGUUGUGGAGCAGCGCGUGUCGAAUCUUGCACAGGGUGCUUUAUGCCUAGUCCUAUUGACUCGGCCAUUCUUACAUGUACUACACUUGAUUCCGCGAGGAGUGCUAGCCGGAUUAUUCUGGUAUAUGGGCGCAGAUGCGCUGCAAGGGAACGGUAUUACGCGGAAGAUAUUGUACUUUAUCCGCGACAAGUCGUUGACGCCCUCGGAGGACCCUCUCAGGAGGGUUCGUAAGUCCCGGAUUUUUCUCUUCGUCGCGGUGCAGCUUGCCGGCUUCGGGGCCACGUUCGCAGUCACGCAAACGAUUGCGGCUAUUGGGUUCCCUGUCAUCAUCCUCUUACUCAUUCCCUUGCGGGCGCUCGUCAUACCUCGUCUCCCAUUCACGAAGGAAGAGCUAGCGAUCCUGGAUGGACCAACAGCGUCGCCAUUUACGAUGGAGUCUGUCGGAGGGACGCGAUAA
Fibroporia radiculosa is the source of this 1908-nucleotide messenger RNA. RefSeq lists its product as uncharacterized. Bases 1 to 1908 code for a protein of 635 amino acids. Gene Ontology annotation, biological process: monoatomic ion homeostasis; borate transport; transmembrane transport. Gene Ontology annotation, cellular component: plasma membrane; fungal-type vacuole. Gene Ontology annotation, molecular function: borate efflux transmembrane transporter activity; solute:inorganic anion antiporter activity. The record is from RefSeq and is a predicted model, not a curated record. Lineage: Eukaryota; Fungi; Basidiomycota; Agaricomycetes; Polyporales; Fibroporiaceae. The transcript has 7 exons.